This is a messenger RNA of Gloeophyllum trabeum ATCC 11539, 351 nucleotides long. RefSeq lists its product as uncharacterized. The record is from RefSeq and is a predicted model, not a curated record. The transcript is spliced from 2 exons. The annotation marks the transcript as partial. Lineage: Eukaryota; Fungi; Basidiomycota; Agaricomycetes; Gloeophyllales; Gloeophyllaceae.
CAGGAGGCAGCAGUGUAUGACAAGGAAAAUGCUAUGCAUAUCAAUCAAAAUAUGGAUGUUAUUCUGGUUUUUUCUGCACUAUUCUCUGCCAUAUCAACAGCUUUUAUUAUACAAUUCUAUCCCACCCUCCAACCUGAUCCACAGGAUGCUAUGGUUCACCUACUUCAGGAUAUCAAGCUGGCACUUGCAAAUGGCACAUCAAAUGAUGCAGUGGCUAAUGGAGGCCAUUGCUCAUCCACCCAAGAGAACUUUAUGCCAAGUGUAUCUGCACUUACAGUCAAUGCUCUAUGGUUUGCAAGCUUAACCUGCUGCUUAGGAUCAGCUAUGGUAGCAAUCCUGGUUAAACAAUGG